CAUGGAGUCGUCGACCGCCAUGUGAGAAACCGCUUCCCAGUCGAGAGACACUUUCGGAGAGAACAAGAGGUUGCGUGUGAGAGGAACAGAGCUGGGGCUCCCUUCCUGCUCCGUGCCUUUUCACCACGGUCUUUGUCUGCAUUUCUCUGAGCGACUAUGGCUUCUUCUGCCAUGUCGCCUGUCUUCUCACCCGCGGUGCUGCUUCAGCCUCGCUGGAAGCGGGUGGCGGGCUGGUCAGGGCCCUCCCCGCGACCCCGUCACGGACACCGUGCUGUGGCCAUCAAGGAGCUCAUCGUGGUGUUUGGGGGCGGCAACGAGGGCAUCGUGGACGAGCUGCAUGUGUACAACACGGCCACCAACCAGUGGUUUGUCCCCGCGGUGAAAGGGGACGUGCCCCCCGGCUGCGCCGCCCACGGCUUUGUGUGCGACGGCACCCGCCUGCUGGUGUUCGGCGGCAUGGUGGAGUACGGCAAGUACAGCAACGACCUCUAUGAGCUCCAGGCAAGCCGGUGGGAGUGGAAGAGACUCAAAGCAAAGAUGCCCUCAAAUGGCCCCCCUCCUUGUCCUCGUCUGGGACACAGUUUCUCCCUUGUAGGCAACAAGUGUUACUUAUUUGGGGGUCUGGCUAAUGAUAGCGAGGACCCCAAGAAUAACAUCCCAAGGUACCUCAAUGACUUAUACAUCCUUGAGUUAAGGCCAGGCUCUGGAGUGGUAGCAUGGAACAUCCCCGUGACUUACGGGGUCCUGCCACCCGCCAGGGAGUCACAUACUGCUGUGGCCUACGCAGAGAAAGACAACAAGAAAUCCAAGCUGGUGAUAUAUGGAGGAAUGAGUGGCUGCAGGCUAGGGGAUCUCUGGACCCUAGAUAUUGAGACUCUAACGUGGAAUAAGCCCAGGCUCAACGGAGUCCCACCUCUUCCUCGAAGUCUCCACUCAGCCACAACCAUAAGAAACAAAAUGUAUGUCUUUGGUGGCUGGGUGCCUCUUGUCAUGGAUGACAUCAAAGUGGCCACCCAUGAGAAGGAGUGGAAAUGUACCAACACUUUAGCUUGUCUCAACCUGGAUACCAUGACAUGGGAGACCAUUCUGAUGGACACAGAUACACUGGAGGACAAUAUUCCCCGAGCUCGAGCUGGCCACUGUGCAGUAGCUAUCAAUAGUCGCCUAUACAUCUGGAGUGGGCGUGAUGGCUACCGGAAGGCCUGGAACAACCAGGUCUGCUGCAAGGACCUCUGGUACCUGGAAACAGAAAAGCCAGCACCCCCAUUUCGAGUCCAGCUAGUGCGAGCCAAUACCAACUCCUUGGAGGUGAAUUGGGGGGCUGUGGCAACAGCUGACAGUUACCUUCUUCAGCUCCAGAAAUAUGAAAUUCCUGCCACAGAUGCAACUACCACCGCCUCUGCACCCAGCCCAGCUUCUCCUGUGUCUGCCAGCCUUCCCAAGAGCCCUGGCCCAGUAGUAGCCACACCUGCUACACAGUCUCUUACCCAAGUAGGCCUCACACUCCUGCCCCAAGCUGCUACCAUGGCCCCAACUAGUACCACUACCAUCCAGGCCUUGCCAGCAGUGCCUGGUGAUUCGGUUUCCAUGCCCACUGAAGCUAGGACUCAAAAUGCCCCUAUUGUACUCAAAGCAAUUGGUCCUCAGGCUACAACAGGAUCUUCUUUGAUCACCAUGCGACCUGCUAGCCUGGGUGGGAAAGUCCCUGUCACAGUAACCUCCCUGCCCGCAGGCAUGCGAAUGGCUGUACCAACUACGAGUGCCCAGGGGACUGUGAUGGUCAGUAGCCCACAGAUGAGUGGGAUGGCUGCCCUGGCAGCUGCAGCUGCUGCCACUCAAAAGAUUCCAUCUUCUGUGGUACCCACAGUGUUGAGUGUCCCAACAGGUACCACUAUAUUCAAGACUGUGGCCGUGACACCUAACACUAACUCACUCCCAACCACUAUGAAAGUCGCCUCCUCUCCAGUCACAGUAAGCAACCCAGCCACUCACAUGUUGAAGUCUGCAGCUGCUCAGGUGGGGAAUUCCAUCUCUCUUGCCACCAAUCCAUCCACCUGCCCCAUCAUUACCGUGCACAAAUCAGGGACUGUUAAGGCAAAUCAGCAAGCCCAAGUGGUAACCACAACAGUAGGUAGCAUCACCAAGACCAUCACACUUUUGAAGAGCCCCAUCUCUCUCCCAGGAAGCAGCACUCUGAUUUCUAGCUUGGGCAAAGUAGUAUCAGAGGUCCAGACCAAACCAGUUAAGACCUUGGCAGUCACAGGUCAGCCAUCUACUCAGAUCAUCCAGACCAAAGGGCCCCUGCCAACUGGGACUAUCUUGAAGCUGGUGACCUCAGCAGAAUGCAAGUCCACUACCGUCAUCACUACCACACAAGCCAGUGGUACUAAGCCCACCAUCCUGGGCAUCAGCGGUGUAUCCCCUAGAACCACUAAGCCUAGCACAACCACCACCAUUAUCAAGACCAUCCCCGUGUCAGCCAUCAUCACACAGGCCUGUGCUACAGGUGUCACCAGCAGUCCUGGUAUCAAGUCCCCCAUCACCAUUAUCACCACCAAGGUUAUGACUUCAGGAACUGGAGCACCCACCAAAAUCAUCACUGCUGUCCCCCAAAUUGCUACUAGCCAUGGGCAGCAAGGAGUAACCAAAGUGGUACUAAAGGAGGCCCCUGGACAUCCAGGAAGCAUCCUCUAUACCUUGCCCAUGGGGGGCAUUCGCCUAGUCACCCCUGUCACUAUCUCUGCUGUUAAGCCAGCCAUCACCACACUUGUCAUGAAGAGCACCACAGGUGUGACUCCCUUAGGCAUGGUGACAGGCACCAUUUCCACCAGCCUGGCUGGAACAGGGAACCAAAACACCAGCGCCUCCCUGGCCACACCCAUUACCACCUUGGGCACCAUUGCAACCCUUUCAAGCCAGGUAGUCAACCCCACUGCACUCACAGUUUCAGCUGCCCAGACCACACUAACAGCAGCCCAUGGGCUCACCACUCCCACCACCAGCGUGCAGCCGGUCUCCCAGCCUACCCAAGAGACUCUAAUCACAGGACCCAGCAUCGAGGCCCAACCUGUACACGACCUACCUGUGUUCAUUCUGGCCUCGCCUCCUGCAGAACAGCCCACAGCCACAGUCACCAACUCCAGCCAGAGUGACGUGCAGACAGGCCUGAUGACACUGCUGUGUUCCAACCCACCCUGUGAGACCAAUGAGAUGGGUAGCACCAUGGCCACUGCCUCUGUAAUGGCUCACCUCAGUGGGUGCUCCCAGGUCCCUCAAGUGCAGUUUGUCUGUGACAGACAGGAGGCAACUGCUUCUUCAGUGACCCCAACAAUGGGGCAGCAGAAUAGUAGCAUGGUGCACAUCUGCUCUGAGGAAACUGGCUCCACCAGCACCAGCACCAGCACCAGCACCAUCACCAUGUCCAGUAUUGGCACUGGCCAGUGUGACACCAGGCACAUCUGUGGGGUCUAGAUCAUUGUGGCUUCUGGUGUGCAGAAAGGAACCCUGAGUUCUAGCAAGUACCAGACCUGCCAGACCAGCAAGACCAGCACUGUGUUUGAUGACUCCCAGGGGCCCACACCUCAGACUUAGCCAGGCCCUGGAAACUGGUAGCCAAAACUUUACUUUUGUGUGGUUGGCCCCCAUGUGUGACUGAGUCAGGCCCAGGCAUGACCCAGAAGCAGUCUACUCUACCUUGGGUGUUAGGGAGCUUGGUGAGGCUAAGGGGACUUAAUAUAUUGAGAGCUCACCUAAUGCUGCUGUGAUGGUGACAGCCCUGGAAAAGCUGCUAUGCCCCCUUGUCAACUUGACUUCAGUCUGCUCCAACCUGCCGUGCCAGAUCCACAAGAUAAGUACCAUCCAGACGCCCUCCAGAGCCACCUCCAAUGGGUAUAGGCCAGCCCAAGGGAGGACAUCCCCUGCCAGGUCCUCCUUCAAGACAUGCUGGACCACUUCCAGGGGUAACACCAUGUAGGUCGUGUAGGUGCCUUGCUGCCUGAUCCUGCUCCUUUCCCUGGACUCUGGAGUCCAGCUUGGAGGAGGCAAUACUUGCCACCAUUGCCUCUAUAUCAUCACUUCAUUGCUGACUCUUUUUUCCAACACAGAGGAUGUGCUCCAACAUCUCCAUGUGAAAAUACACAAGAUAAGCAUUCUUCUCACAGCCACCAACUCUAACCAAGAUCAGCUGGCUAUCAGGGAGAGGUAAGAAUCACCUAGGACAUCAAUGCGAGUACCACCACCAACAGUGCCCUCACAUUAACCACAUCCUCCACAUUUACAAGGGCCAUGGCCACUGUGACUCAGGUUUCACUGGCCCCAGGUGACUCUGCCACCCCCAGAGGAACUGAAGAUAUCUCCAGAAGCUGCCACUGUGAGCCCUCCUGCAGGCUGCCUCUGCAGCACUCAUCAGGGUUAUCUGUUCCAACUCCCUUGAGUUCCAGGCACCAUGGACCUGAGCAGCACAGGAGACCCAUCUGUAGGUCAGGAGCCUACCAGCUCUAUCAUGGAGGAUGCCAUGAUGGUCAAGCCACCUCUUCCCACAGUUAAAAUAGAUCAGUUAACUUUGACCAGGGAGCUGAUAGCUGAGGCCCAGAGGGACACCACCAUUCCUGUGUUCACACAACUCACCCCUGAAGAAAUGGCAGUGACUGCUGUUGCCAAAGAGACCAUCCAGGCCUCCACCACAGGGGAAGCUUAGGCCCUGGCCAUCCAGGCAGUACUGCUGGUCACACAGCAAGCUAUCAUGGCAGGUGUGGAGAGUCCAUCAGACUGUGGUGCAGGAGGUCCUGGAGGACAGCCAG
Erinaceus europaeus (western European hedgehog) is the source of this 4799-nucleotide messenger RNA. RefSeq names its product host cell factor 1-like. Gene Ontology annotation, molecular function: protein binding; transcription coactivator activity. The record is from RefSeq and is a predicted model, not a curated record. The coding region runs from base 157 to 3471 and encodes 1104 amino acids. Gene Ontology annotation, cellular component: histone methyltransferase complex. The transcript has a single exon. Lineage: Eukaryota; Metazoa; Chordata; Mammalia; Eulipotyphla; Erinaceidae. Gene Ontology annotation, biological process: regulation of DNA-templated transcription; chromatin remodeling.